Truncatella angustata is the source of this 1570-nucleotide messenger RNA. RefSeq lists its product as uncharacterized. Gene Ontology annotation, molecular function: RNA binding; translation elongation factor activity; ribosome binding. Gene Ontology annotation, biological process: positive regulation of translational termination; positive regulation of translational elongation. The coding region runs from base 1 to 1338 and encodes 445 amino acids. The transcript is spliced from 6 exons. Lineage: Eukaryota; Fungi; Ascomycota; Sordariomycetes; Amphisphaeriales; Sporocadaceae. The record is from RefSeq and is a predicted model, not a curated record.
AUGGCCCUCAAACGAGGCACUCGGGUGCAUCCGCGACCUGUGAAAGCGCCAGGACCAGUGCUCCUCCCCCAGCCAUUUCGCGAAAGGUUGUGCGAGGAGGUCUCUCUUAGCGCCAUAAAGGUCGGCAAUCUGGAUUUUGAAGCCAGAGUACCCGUUCCCUUCAGCAUCUUCCCUUCGUCUUACAAAGACGAAAAGCCCGCUGAGGCUGCUCAGACCACCACUGUCCAAACCCACGAAGAGGUUGAGAUCAAGCUCCCCGAGAAGAAAGCCGGACGGGAAGGUCAAUACUCUUCGCCUCAGGCCUCUGUCCACCUUCCUCCUCGCGGAGAGCAACGUUACAGCGAAGAAGAGGUCCGUAUAACUCGUGAAGAGAAGCAUCACCACCGUCCCGGUGUCCAGCACACGCACUACGAAGAACACGAACGCAGACCUGCCAGCGCCUUUUCCGAGACUUACGUCGAGGUAGACCGCCAGCACCGCCCUUCGUACACCGCAAUCGAUAAGAUCGAGCGCGAGUACCGUAGCCGCAACCAGGCCACCUACAAAGAGGACAUCCGCGUUUCCGGUACCACCGUAGACGCUCCCAGCCACUUCUCUAGCCACUCCCCCUCCUACGACGAGCAAGUUCGUGUUGAGACUACCGUCGAGUCAUCGAAGCCUGCUCCCUCCUACCACAAGGAGACCAAGAUCGUUGAGGAAACUGUAGAGUAUCCUCGAUCUUACCACUCAGGCGCUCAAAAGUCUAGAAUGGGAUAUUACGACGAAUCGGGACAUCAUCACUCUAUCCGUCACGGACUUCACAAAAUGGCCGACAAAGUCUUCCACCACCACGACCACCAUGAGGUCAGCGGUGCCCCGAGCGCUUCUCGGUCUUUCGACCAGCCUCGCGGUGUUCCCAACACCGUCACCAUCCCUUGCCACCACAUCCGCAUGGGCGACAUCUUGAUCCUGCAAGGCCGUCCUUGCCAGGUCAUCCGCAUCUCUACCUCGGCUGCUACUGGCCAGCACCGCUACCUCGGUGUUGACUUGUUCACCAAGCAGCUGCACGAGGAGUCAUCUUUCGUCUCCAACCCCGCCCCCAGCGUUGUUGUCCAGACCAUGCUCGGCCCUGUCUUCAAGCAGUACCGUGUCUUGGAUAUCCAGGAUGGCUCCGUUGUCGCCAUGACUGAGACUGGCGAUGUCAAGACCGGCAUCCCCGUCACUGACCAGUCUGGUCUCUGGACCCGCCUCUCCAAGGCUUUCGAGUCUGGUCGCGGCAGCGUCCGUGUUCUUGUCCUCAACGACGGUGGCCGUGAGCUCGUUGUUGAUGUCAAGACCAUUCACGCCUCAAGCCUUUAAAUGUGCAAAUACCUAAUGCCACUCAUGAUGUAUGGAUUAUAAACGGAGUCAAGUAUCUUUGCAUUACAUAGGGACAUUUCUUGCACAUAUGGAUUAGGCCGGUUAGCUCCUCACAUUUUACGUAGAGCUGAUGUAGCGAUGGAUCUUGUGAGGUGGGAAAAUUUGUUGUCACGUUAUUCGGUAGAUAGUAUCUCUGUGUAUGGCUGGGUAAUUGAUUGUUCACGUUGUCUAC